UAUACAAAUGUAUGUAUAUAUUUAUUAUUUAAAAUCAAUUAACAACACAAAACAAUGACAAAUACUGUCCAGAAACCCUCAAAGGUACUGCAUUUAGCAUAAAAAAUAUGCUCAAAUCAUAACAUAAUAGCAUUUUCAGUUAUUUAGCAUCCUUCAGUUUCUUAAAAUUUAGUCCGCUACAACCUAAAAAUUGCAAGUUGUGUUAAUGCGUUAAAGAAAUUUGUGGCGUUAAAACGGAUUUGCGUUAACAAGUUAUUAUCACGUUAACUUUGACAGCCAUAGUAAUUUACAUUUUGUAUUUCCACAAGGUACAUUUAUAUAUUUCUGUUUUUCUAGAGUUUGAUUUAUUGAUUUUUGUGUGUUAAUGAGUUAGAUGAUACUAACUUCACUGUAGCACGAUUGGUCACAGGAUCGUUUCAGCUGUAUUACGAGCUGACUGGUGCAUACUGGUAGGUGCUUUACAGUGAGGUUAGUACCACCUACCUCAUUAACAUACAGAGAUACAGGAAAUAAUUAAAGUAUAAAUGUAUCCAUAGAUUUUUAUUUUGCAAUUAACCUUUAUUCAUGUAUUUUAUUAUGCAUUUAAUUAGGAAUGUUUGUAUUAAUCGAGCUUUAAUUUAUUCAUUUAAAUGUAUUCAUAUUUAUUUAUUUCUGUAUUGAUUGAUUUAUGAACAUGUCAUUUUUGUCCUCCAUACAAAACAGCUCUUGGGUUCAAAUUUCUGUCUUGUCAUAACAUAUGGACAUUAAUGCUGUGAUUUCAGUUGUGUUGUAUAUGUAAGGCUAUGUGAUUUAAUAUGUUUUCAUAGUAUUUAUAUUUUACCAGCUAAAUGAAUGUAGACAGUCUCAUGUCCGUGGAUAUUCUAUUUUCUUAUUUAGUUUGUAUUUUUUGUACAUGUACAGGCCUAAAUCUACUGUAGGAAUUAAACUUUUUAAAACAAUAAUGUUUAUAACCCAUUUUCUAAUGACGGUACUAUUUUUGUUAACAAAAUAUUUUAAGUCCAAGAGUCUCAGAUAUAUUUUUUAAUCAUAAAAAUGAGCAUGAUGUUGCUUUGGUCAUGUUCUCUGCUGUGAUUUUUUUUUUUUUUUAUGUCACAGUAAUGUGACAAAAAGAUAGAUGGACAGACUUUUUCUUUUGUUGUUGCAGGGAUUAAGGCGGUGGGAUUAUUUGCCAAAUCCCUCCCUCUCUCCUAUCCUGACCGUCUGCUUCCAUCAUGUUUCCUCCCCGGGUCACUGCAUUCCAUCUAGGCCAGAGCCAGCGGCGGGACAGGCCUACUGGUGGAAGGGGGGUAGGGCUUUGUUUGUUGCCCCAAUCACUGAAUAAUUCUCCGUCUUUCACGGUCUCUACCGUUGUAUCAUCUGCAUAACUCAGCCGAGCCAACCAACCAACCUUGUGACGUCACAGGCUAGAGUACUGCAACAUGGCGGCGCUCUUGCCACAGAAAGCCUGGCGACACCACGGAGGAAUAAACGACGCUGUGCAAGAGAGAAGAUGGCAACUAUGAUUUAAAAACAACCCAAAGGGAGGUUUUCAGCUCAGACUGGCCUGGAGACUACCGAGCGAGGGGGGCAGCGGCCGCGCUGUGUGGCCGGGCUCUGGAGCACCGGAUCCCGCUAGGAAGCCGAUGAAGAGUCGGUGGUGUUCGGUGGGCCGUAUGGAGGUCCGUCGUCAAUAAUUAAGCGACUUCUUCGUGGGGAUUUUGCAUGCAGGUGUGGUCGUUUAAAUCAUCCCAGCAAAGGUCUUCAAACCUCCCUCUACCCCUCUCCUCCCUGGAGACGCCCCGUCAUCACCCCCUCCUCCCUGGACAGACCAGCAGUAGGAUUUCCGGAUCGCCUCUCAUCCUUAAUUCCUCAUCUCUCCGCCUCUCUCCCACCUCCACCGCUUCCCUAUGUCAUAACGGGGUACCCGGGAUGAUUGACAAAUGACUGUAGUGCCCUAGAGCAAGACGUUGCUUCUGCCUGUUGACACUUCCGUGUUUGUCAGAAUGGACAGGCGUCCUGGGGUGUUAAGAGAGAUGAAUCAACAUUCACACUGAUAUCCAUGACUGAUAUAAUGACUGCCUCAUAACACCUUGAAUGAUGACCAGUGGAGUCUGGGAACUCUGAAGUGCCUUGCCAAAUGGAACGCCAGCAGGGCCAAAGAAAUGUAUAUCAAGGAACCCAAAAUCAUAUUUUGAAAAGUUGCUUUGGACAGCACCGCUCUCGUGAUCACUCCAUCCAUCCUUUUCUCCGUUUUUUCUUCCCUUCAUCUUCCCAUCCUUCAGUUUGGUCUGGUUUUUAAGCUAUAGGUGUCUCCUUCCUUCCUUUUCUUCCUCCCUAACUUCCUUCCCCCUCCCUCUUUUUUGUUUUCUUUUUUUGCCCUCGCCCACCUGGCCUCCACCAUUCGCCCCUCUCUCACAACAGCCGUCCUCCCCCCUCGCCCCCGCCCCCAGCCAUCCUCCCCCUCCCCCCCCCCCCACCAUCAUCAUCACCACCACCACCACCAUCCUCAGCCCCACUCCCACCACCACCACCACCACCACCACCCCCACCCCCACCCCACCAACUCCCCUCCUCUCCCCCUCGCUUUUCCUUCUCCGCCUCCUCCUCUUCUGCGGGAACCAUGGCGAUGGCUGCCACCGCCUCCUCCUCCACUCCCGCGUCCCCGUCGUCCUCGUCGUCGGCCAACGGCAGCGCCCGGGAGCACCUGCUGGCGGUGCGUCGGCGCACCCCGCACUCCCGGCCGUACACGAUCGGUCCGGACAACCUCCGCAGCCUGUCGGUGCAAGACGAAGUCGGAGACUCUGCGUCCUCCUCCUCCGCCAUGUCGUCAGGGAGCCAACCGGAAACGGCAGGGGUUGGGCUCCAGCGGGCCAACAGCGACACGGACCUGGUGACAUCAGACAGCCGCUCAUCACUCACGGCGUCUACGUACCAGCUGACUCUAGGCCACGGCCACUUGGUCAUCUCCUGGGACAUCAAGGAGGAAGUGGAUGCCACCGACUGGAUUGGCCUGUACCACAUCGAUGAGUCGUGUGUGGCCAACGUGUGGGACUCCAAGAAUCGUGGAGUGAAUGGCACCCAGAGAGGACAGAUCGUGUGGAGACUGGAGCCGGAACCCUACUUCAUGGAGCCGGAAACUAAGAUCUGCUUCAAAUACUAUCACGGUGUGAGUGGAGCGUUAAGAGCAACGACACCUUGUAUCACCGUCAAGAACCCUGGAGUACCGGUGGGCAGUGAAGGCCAAUCGGAGGACCAAUCAGGGACCGAGCACUGUCGGAAACUAGUCAGCUUCACUCUAUCAGACAUCCGGGCGCUGGGCCUGAAGAAGGGCAUGUUCUUCAACCCCGACCCGUACCUGAAGAUGUCCAUCCAGCCCGGGAAGAGGAGCGGGCUCCCCAAGUUCACCCACCACGGCCAGGAGAGACGCUCCUCCAUCAUAGCCAACACCACCAACCCUGUGUGGCACGGCGAGAAAUACACCUUUGUGGCUCUGCUGACUGACGUGUUGGAGAUCGAGGUGAAAGAUAAGUUCUCCAAGAGCCGGCCAAUCAUCAAGCGUUUUCUGGGUCAGCUGAUCCUCCCCGUGCAGAGACUUCUGGAGGGGCCGACAGCCGACGAUCAGCCAGUCAGCUACAGCUUGUGUCGUCGUCUCCCUACGGACCAUGUGAGCGGGCAGCUUCAGUUCAGGAUGGACAUUACCUCCACUGGACAUGAAGAAACCUCCCCAGAGGCUGUGGGAACCAUCUUAGGUGCAGUGAACGGUGACCCCGGAAGUCCCUCAGACGACGAAGACCUCCCUCACCCGUCGUCUUCUUCAAGAGUCGCAUACAGACCUUCUCCCACAGGCCCCGACGAGGGCUCCGCGUUAGUCAACGGCGCUCGUUACUAUGGCGAGGACUGCGUGUGGCGCGAGCCCGGGCAGAUGGGAGAGGAAGAUCUGCUCGCCUUGGCUCUGGGCGGCCACACCCACCGGCAGGUGUCGCUCAACGACUACCUGGACGCCAUCGAGGCUCCCAGGAGCCCCGGGGACCGGCCUCUGGCGGGGCCUUCGCCGAAACUCCGCUCCAGCUUUCCAACGGACACGCGGCUCAACGCCAUGCUGCACAUAGACUCCGACGAGGAUGAGGAGACGGCGGGGCAGCACAGGGAGCAAUCACAAGAGACGAGGACACAGCAGAGCACGGACUUAGCCUCGGCUACAUCUGAGUCUCAACAGGGGAACGAGGGUUCGCAAGGAGAGCCACAGGGGCCGACUGGAGCUGGAGCUGAGGCCACAACAGAGGCAGGUUCCUCUCCCAGUGCUCAGCCUGGAACUAAGCCGCCAGGGGCUGAACCUGGAGCUGCAGAAGGUGCAGCCCCAACACAGGCUGAGACUGCAGCUGGGACCGGAGAGGUUUCUGGAGGCUCAGCUGAGGCUACACACAUCACCGGAGGAACUUCCACAGUUUCCAGCUCAUCUCAGGCAUCGGGGGCUGAAGCAGCUGCAGCGGCCGGGCCGGGGGAGUCUGUGGUGGAAUGUACCUGUCAGGAGCAGAGCAGCAGGAUGGCUGUGAACCAGGAAGUACCCUGCAAUCCCUCACUUGGUCCACUUUCACCCAUUCAGGAGGUAGAGAUAAGAAAAGAAGUGGCUCCGAAGGCGGAGGAGGAAGGGGAGUCAUCGAGCAGCGAGGCAAACGGACCAGUAGCGGCAGCAGCAGCAGCAGCUCCUACGAGCAGCGUCACAGCUGACCAAGGAGGAAGGACUUCUGAAGCUGGAGCGAGAGCCAGCAGCAGGGACGGUCAGGUGGAGCAGGAGGAAGAGGAGGGGGAGGUGUGGAGGAGGAGGCAGUCCAUGCAGGCCUCCGGAGGCAUGGCCCAAAUCCAGGAGGUGUGCGGGGCCAGAGAGAGUCAGAACGGGACAGUAGGGGUGGAGAGACAGACAGGUGCCACAGCUCAGGUCAAUGGCCACCAGCAUGUUCGCUCCCUGCCGUCUCUCCGCCAUGACAUCAGUCGUUACCAGAGAGUGGACGAGCCGCUACCACCUAACUGGGAGGCUCGUAUCGACAGCCACGGUCGGAUCUUUUACGUGGACCAUGUCAACAGAACUACAACUUGGCAGCGCCCCACCGCUCCCCCCGCCCCGCAGACCCUCCAGAGGUCCAACUCCAUGCAGCAGAUGGAGCAGCUGAACCGCAGGUAUCAGAGUAUACGUAGGACGAUAACCAACGACAGCAGACCAGAGGAGCCGCCAGCCAUUGAGCUGCCGACAGAUGAGACUGACACGCACCCUUCCAUCCCAGAGCUCCGCAGGGACACCAGCGUGGCUCCGUCUAGUUCCAGGUCUCGCCUCACCCUGCUGCUUCAGUCCCCCAGCGCGAAGUUCCUCACCAGCCCCGACUUCUUCACUGUGCUGCAUUCCAACCCCAGUGCCUACCGUAUGUUCACCACCAACACGUGUCUGAAGCAUAUGAUCAGUAAGGUUCGUCGGGACGGUCACCACUUUGAGCGCUACCAGCACAACAGGGACCUGGUGGCCUUCCUCAACAUGUUCUCCAACAAACAGCUGGAGCUGCCCAGAGGCUGGGAGAUGAAGCACGACCACACCAGCAAGCCUUUCUUCGUGGAUCAUAACUGCCGUGCCACCACCUUCAUUGACCCCCGGCUGCCUCUCCAGAGCACUCGGCCUCCGAGCGUCCUGGCUCACCGCCAACACCUGACUCGCCAACGCAGCCACAGUGCCGGGGAGGUCAGCCCACGACGACUGGGGGGUGAAGACCCUCGUCACGCCGGCCCACCCGUCCUGCCGCGGCCUUCCAGCACCUUCACCUCUGCCAACAGGGGGCAGAACCCAGACGUCGUGCCAGUGGCUUACAACGAGAAGAUCGUGGCGUUUCUCCGACAACCAAACGUCUUUGAGAUUUUGCAGGAGAGACAGCCCGACUUCAACCGGAACCAUUCACUCAGGGAGAAGGUGCAGCUGAUACGCACAGAUGGAGGGUCGGGAUUGGCCAGGCUGUCAGGUGAUGCUGACCUUGUCAUGCUAUUAAGUCUGUUUGAAGAUGAAGUAAUGUCCUACGUGCCUCCUCACGCCUUACUUCACCCCAGCUACUGCCAGUCACCUCGGGGAUCCCCUGUCUCCUCCCCACAGAACUCGCCUGGUACUCAGAGAGCUAACGCCAGAGCUCCAGCACCCUACAAGAGAGACUUUGAGGCCAAACUGCGCAACUUCUACAGGAAACUGGAAACUAAAGGCUACGGUCAAGGACCAGGGAAGCUGAAGUUGAUCAUCCGUCGCGACCAUCUGCUGGAAGAUGCCUUCAACCAGAUCAUGUGCUAUUCCCGUAAAGACCUGCAGCGCAGCAAGCUCUACGUCAGCUUCGUUGGGGAGGAGGGGUUGGACUACAGCGGGCCUUCCAGAGAGUUCUUUUUCUUGGUUUCCAGAGAGCUGUUCAACCCUUAUUAUGGUCUGUUUGAGUACUCUGCCAACGACACCUACACCGUCCAGAUCAGCCCCAUGUCCGCCUUCGUAGACAAUCACCACGAAUGGUUCCGGUUCAGUGGUCGUAUUCUGGGUUUGGCUCUGAUUCAUCAGUACCUGCUGGAUGCCUUCUUCACCAGACCAUUUUAUAAAGGCCUACUGCGCAUUCCCUGUGAACUGAGUGACCUGGAGUACCUGGACGAGGAGUUUCACCAGUCCCUCCAGUGGAUGAAGGACAACGACAUAGAAGACAUGCUGGACCUCACCUUCACCGUCAAUGAAGAAGUCUUCGGACAGAUAACAGAGAGGGAGCUGAAGCCGGGCGGAGCCAACAUCCCCGUCUCAGAGAAGAACAAGAAGGAAUAUAUUGAGCGGAUGGUGAAGUGGAGGAUAGAGAGAGGAGUGGUGCAGCAGACUGACAGCCUGGUCCGAGGUUUCUACGAGGUGGUGGAUGCCAGACUAGUAUCAGUGUUUGAUGCGAGGGAGCUGGAGCUGGUCAUCGCCGGCACAGCUGAGAUUGACUUAUCAGACUGGAGGAACAACACCGAGUACAGAGGAGGUUACCACGACAACCAUAUUGUGAUCCGGUGGUUCUGGGCAGCAGUGGAGAGGUUUAACAAUGAGCAGAGACUACGGCUCCUGCAGUUUGUGACCGGGACAUCCAGUAUUCCUUACGAAGGCUUUGCGUCUCUGCGAGGCAGCAACGGACCCCGCAGGUUUUGUGUAGAGAAGUGGGGGAAGGUCACCGCACUGCCCAGAGCUCAUACCUGCUUCAACCGGUUGGACCUGCCACCGUACCCGUCCUUCUCAAUGCUGUAUGAGAAGAUGCUGACGGCCGUGGAGGAGACCAGCACCUUCGGGCUGGAAUGAUCCUCGUCCCGUCCGCCGAAUCAAAUCUCCGCUCACCUCAGCCUGCCCCUCGAGGACUGCUGGUGGUAGCGAAGAGAGCUGGACGAAGGUUCAAAAAGCUGGAUUUAAAGGUUUGUGUUUAAUUUAUGAUGGGCUAUAUUUUAUAACCGAGGCUGAUAAGACCUUUGAACCAUGAAGCUGACUUUUUGAAAAUGCCCCCCCUGUACAGAGGUUGUUUUUUGUUGCACCUGCACAUAUUUCGCACCUGCUUAGUAACACACACUUUCACCUGUGCGAUGUGACGAAUGAAGACCCACACUGCCUUUGGAACCAGAAUGAUAACUGCUGGGAUUUGACCAAUCGAACACCGGGAUGUUUUUUGUUUUUUUCUCUUUGAUACCAGGAGGUUAAAAUUUUCAGAUGUACACAUCAAAGAAGAAGCGAGCACUGCCUUCACCGCAAAAGCUGAGUGGACUCAGCCUCUUUUAUUCUAGUGUGAAUGGACCUCAAAGGCCUGUCCAGAACUGAGAGCUUCUUGUAGUACAGCGUCUCCUUGUGGCCUGUAGCAAUAACUGCACCCAUGCGGUUAUUACUCAAAGCUUUUUCGAGGACCACCUGAUAUAACUUUUGGUAAAGUUUGUGGAAUUUUCACGUGAACUUCUACAGCUACUUUUGGAGUCUAGACAGCAGCUUUGGUAUUGUUACAGUAUUUUCAUCUACAAGAAAAAAGUGAUUUUCUAACUAUGUGGAUGUGACAUGUUGUGAUUUGAAUGUAACUAACUUCAUGAUGUGAUUUUGUACCAGAUCGGGAUCAAUUGGCAAAAAAAUCUUUGGGCAACACUUACUUGAGUUAAAUCAUGUUUUGAUGGUGAGUAAUCCAUAUCCAUUUACUUGGAUUGUAUUUGAUUUGAUGAUUUGAUCCAGGUCUAUUUUUUCUAAAGUUUGUUGAAAGUAGUCUACAUUCAAGAAAGUUAUACAUCCAAAUAGAAAAAAGUAAAUGUCCAUGUGGCGGACCUAGAAGCCAAGAAGUUUAACGGGUGGCAUGUGGUGGGGCACCAGCACGCAGAUUUAAAUGCAAAACAUAUCUAUAUGUUGAUUCCUUUUUACUCAUGUAUUUAUGAAUACCAUCUUUUAAAAGCAUUUUUAUAUCAUUUUUUUUCCUUUUGAAAAGUUACGGUUGUUGAUGCGCACUCUCAAAGGGUUCCGAUUUUUCCUAUCGUGGGUUCGUUUUCAAGCGUCGGUGAAUCAAAAUAAUCAUCUCAUCUGGUUGGACCUCUGACCAAACAGAACCAAAUAUAUUCCAGUCAGUUAAAUUCUCCCUUUACCGCUGCCGCGCUAAGUUACACGCUUUGACAAAAUACUGAUCAGCGAUGGAAGAAGUACUCUUUUACUUUUGUAAAAGUAGCAAAACCACAGUGUAGAAAGUAAGUAAAAGUCCUGCAUUCAGAUUUUACUUAAAGGUGCUAAAUGCGAGAUUGGGAGCGUUUAAUGAGCACAGUGCAGAGCAGCGGUCGUGAGCUAGUCCGUGGGGCAUCGUUUCCUUACUUUGUAAAUACGCAAAGUAACUAAAGUUAUCAAAUAAUGUAGAAUUUAAAAAGAACAAUAUCUGAAUUGUUGUGGAGUAAAAGUAUAAAGUAGUAGAAAAUUAAAAGCACUAAAACCUAAAAAUUGUACUUGAGUAAAUGUGCUUAUUUACUUUCCAAUAGUUAUUGCGAAUGUAUCGACUCAGUUGCAGCAAGCAAUGUCCAUUUUUAGCUAACUGAUAUUGAGCUUUGUAUUUCUUGCCGGGUUCAGUUUGGACAGCUCAGGGACAUAGAUGGGUUUGCUGAAAAUUACAUUCAUUUAUGGACAAUCUCCAUCAUAGCGGUGUCCCCCCCCCAUGCCUGCCACGCACAGCCAGAUCAGAACCGAACAAUUUCCCCAAGCUCGACUACUAAAAUUAGAUUUUAAGAUGCAAUUUUAAGUCCAAUUUAUUAUAUACUCAUAGAAAAUGACUUUAUCACCCUGAGAUAUUUUGAUUAAGUCCUGGACCUACCGUUUUCCUCGUUUCAACUUUUAAAGAAUGUACUCUAAUCCAGAAUACAAACUAUCAUUGUUUUCUGUAAGAAGUUGGGUAAAUGUUCAUGUGCAAAUUCAGUUUAAUUCAAAUGGGAUCGAAUAAUUCCAUUCUCAUAAUGAAAAUAAUGAUAUUAGUUCCCUCACUUGUCUCACCAGAAUGUACCAAAGUUUUGAGCCUCUACCGGCGGCCUCACAUCUAACCCCAAACAACCACUCUUUCUGUACAGUCCACCUCACUUUUGAAUAUGAAUGUCUGUCAGCACUUCUCUCCUGGAAAAUAAAAUUUUCGUCACUCUA
Molecule: messenger RNA, 9640 nt
Organism: Sebastes umbrosus (honeycomb rockfish)
Lineage: Eukaryota; Metazoa; Chordata; Actinopteri; Perciformes; Sebastidae
Gene: hecw2b
Product: HECT, C2 and WW domain containing E3 ubiquitin protein ligase 2b
Exons: 33
Coding region: 2600-7306 (1568 amino acids)
Biological process (GO): regulation of dendrite morphogenesis
Molecular function (GO): ubiquitin-protein transferase activity; protein binding
Source: RefSeq, a predicted model, not a curated record